This is a messenger RNA of Paramacrobiotus metropolitanus, 1083 nucleotides long. RefSeq lists its product as uncharacterized. Bases 434 to 736 code for a protein of 100 amino acids. The record is from RefSeq and is a predicted model, not a curated record. The transcript has 3 exons. NCBI's taxonomy places the organism in Eukaryota, Metazoa, Tardigrada, Eutardigrada, Parachela, Macrobiotidae.
AUUUGCCUAUAAAAACAGUGUGACUUGUGUCCCAUCUCACAUUUAGUUGCACUGGAAGGAUUUCUCUGCAUCCCGUUGGAAACACCUAUCAGCGCCGCGGCUGACACUUUAUUCGUUUGUAUAUAACGAUCGGCAUUUAAUUCCGCGUCUGUAGUUCCAUAGCCACCGGCAUAUAUCCCUGCCUGUAUACCGCGCCUGCCAGCCAAGAUUUCCCGAUCUACUUCCUAACGUGUAAAACGCCGGUGCCAUUCAGGACAAAUUAGAGGAGCGGACUUUUGAUCGCGGAUUGAGAUUUAGCCGUUAACCUGACAGUUGCCGGCAUCCCUGUCCCGCCCUGCUCGUCGUUCUAUCCCGAUACGCGCAUUUACAAUUGCUGCGGUAAGAAUUCGCUGAGUGGUGUAGCAGAAAGCCGGUUAAGCCGAUAUUAAGGAAAAUGAAUCAAAUUGUGGCUAUUGGAGUGAUUUCCGUUGCGGUUCUGCUGGCGAUAUCCUGCGGUGACCAUCGCGCGGAAGCGCUGCCUUUCGGAUUCUUGGCGUCGGAUCAAGACUAUGCCGAAGCAGAGCAGCUGCGCGACGGACUGAUCCCGGUAGGAGCCGGUGAAUACGGAAUGGCGACGCCGGAUAAGCGCUCCUGGCGUCAAGGUCCUAACGAUGAAUGCCGUACCUAUGCUGAGUGCCGUGCGCGUUUCGUCAAGUAUCUGGACAAUCUGCGGAAGAUGGGCAAAGUGGGAAGAUAAGACAGAGCACCGGGCGCAGCAGUUAACGGAGCCGGCAUUGAUUGGUACAUCCGCAUCACUCGAGUAUACACCGCGUGCAUAGAGAAAAAAAGAUCUCCAGUGCCGGCUGCGCGGUAACCAUCGCAACAUUCUCAUCCGGUUGUUCUAUAGCUUUUAAGUGUUAUUGUCAAAAACGCUAAAUUAGACCUGAAAAGAUGUGUGUUUGGACAAGUGGGUUAGCUUUUGCUUUUAAUUGACGCAUGAAAAUGCUAUGACGAAUCGCAAGUUUCUUGGUGUGUACGCUGCCGGCUGGCUGGUGUGGCUUAAAAAUAAUUGAUGUGUGGUAGAAUACGUGCGUUGAUUCGGUU